CAGUUGAUGUCAGGAAAGAUGUGCAGCAGUAACAGUGUUGUUCAGGCUCAAAAACUGGUGGACCAGCUUCGAGUGGAGGCAGGCAUGGAGAGACUUAAGAUCUCCCUCACUGCAGCAGACCUGGUCCAGUACUGUCAGGACCACAGACGCAGUGACCCUCUGCUCACCGGCAUCGCUGCCUCAUCCAACCCGUUCAAAGAUAAGAAGACCUGUGUGCUGCUUUAA
This is a messenger RNA of Scomber japonicus (chub mackerel), 225 nucleotides long. Its product is annotated as guanine nucleotide-binding protein G(I)/G(S)/G(O) subunit gamma-7-like. Gene Ontology annotation, cellular component: heterotrimeric G-protein complex. Gene Ontology annotation, biological process: G protein-coupled receptor signaling pathway. NCBI's taxonomy places the organism in Eukaryota, Metazoa, Chordata, Actinopteri, Scombriformes, Scombridae. The record is from RefSeq and is a predicted model, not a curated record. Bases 7 to 225 code for a protein of 72 amino acids. The transcript has 2 exons. Gene Ontology annotation, molecular function: G-protein beta-subunit binding.